AUGUGGGGCCGUCAUUGUUGUUUCUGCCUUUUCAUUACAAUUUAUAUCUCAUGUACAUUAAUAAAUGUAUUUUGUGACGAGUCAGCCAGUGUUGAGGGAUUGAAUGAUGUGAAGGCAUCCACUGUAACUGUUUCGGACUUAACUAAUGAGUCCCUUAGAAAGCUCACUGAAAGGUCAGACGAGCACUUGUUUUCAGCAGAAGUCCCCAAAAUGAUGAAACUUAUCAUCAACUCAGUAUAUUCAAACAAGGAGAUUUUCCUACGUGAGUUAGUUUCGAAUGCAGCCGAUGCCGUUGAAAACAUCCGCUUUCAGUCCAUAACGAAUGCCGAUGUUCUCUCCUCUCUGUCUGACCUAUCUAUUAUGAUUAAAACUAACCAGCAUGAAAAGACAAUCUCAAUAAGAGAUACCGGAAUCGGCAUGACCAGAGACGAGUUAGUCAAGAACUUGGGCACAAUUGCCAAGUCAGGGACUUCCGAAUUGCUGUCAAAGCUAUCUGAAGGAAAUAGCUCUGCACCCACUGAUCUAAUUGGACAGUUUGGGGUUGGAUUUUACUCAGCCUUCUUAGUCGCUGAUCGUGUAACGGUUAUUUCAAAGCACAAUGAUGACGACCAAUAUGUCUGGGAAUCGGACUCUACUUCCUUCAAAAUCGCAAAGGAUCCCAGAGGCAAUACACUAGGACGUGGUACUGAAGUGAUUUUGCACGUGAAGGAUGAAGCAAAGGAGUACCUUCAGCAGGACGUCUUGCGAAAGAUUCUCAAAAAGUAUAGCCAGUUUGUUAUGUGUCCAAUCAAGUUGUGGGAGAGCCGAACCGUAAACGUCGAGGAAGAUGUCGAAGAGGAGAAGGUCGACUUGUCGGACGAUAUCUCGGUGGAAGAAGAAAAGCCCAAAUCGAAGAAGACGGUAGAGAAGACGGUAUGGGAUUGGGUCCAACUGAAUGAUCUGAAACCUAUUUGGACUAAAAAACCCUCAGAGGUAGCGGAGGAGAGCUACAAGGAGCUCUUCAAAGUAUUGUCUCGUUCGAGUGAGAGUCCUCUGGCACAUAUUCACUUCUCCGCCGAGGGUGAAGUGUCAUUCAAUGCCAUUUUAUUCAUUAGUCCAGUGCCUCGUCCUGACCUUUUCCAAUCGGACAAGCUAAUCACGGACAAUAUAAAGUUAUACGUUCGCAAAGUUUUUAUCACCGAGAAUGUAGACGAAAUGCUCCCUCGCUAUUUGAGUUUUGUUUAUGGAAUCGUUGAUAGCGACAAUCUCCCACUGAAUGUCUCUCGUGAAAUGCUGCAACAGCACAAACUCCUGAAGCUAAUUAAGAAGAAGCUUGUUCGGAAAGUCAUUGAAAUGCUUCAAAAAAUGUCGGAUGAGGACUACGAAAAGUUCUGGAAAGCAUAUUCUGUUGCAAUUAAGUUAGGAGUUCUGCAAGACGCACCCAACAAAGCUCGGUUGACAGAACUUUUGCGAUUCUAUACUUCAAAGUCAGAGGACAAAUUAACUUCAUUCAGCAACUACAUUUCAAGAAUGAAGGAAGGUCAAGAGCACAUAUUUUACGUUGCUGGCCAAAAUAUUGAUGAGGUGAAGACUUCCCUUUUUGUGGAGCGCAUCAAACGAUUGGGUUUUGAGGUUAUCUACUUCACUGAACCAAUGGACGAAUACGUAAUGCAGUCUCUACACGAGGUGAUGGGCAAAAAGACUCAGAAUCUAGCUAAAGCGGGUCUUGAUUUGAAACUCGACAAGGAGAAGUUUGAGGAGCAGGAAAAGUUGUUUAGGCCGUUGACUGAUUGGCUGAAGGAUAAGGGCUUGUCUGGUAAAAUCAAGGAUGCUAAAAUUUCUCAGCGUCUUGAGAGCAGCCCAUGUGCGCUGGUGGCUGAUGAGUACAUGGUGUCCGGUAACUUCCAAAAGGUGAUCCUGGCCCAAGCCUACGCCACCUCCGAUUCCGCUACCAACUCUUACUACCUCAACCAGAAGCAUACACUGGAGAUCAAUCCGCGUCAUCCUCUCAUAAAGAAACUUAAUGAACUCGUUCAGAUCGAUCCCGACGAUGAAGUUGCCAAGGAGAAUACACUUCUCCUGUUUGACACGGCUGUGCUUAGAUCUGGUUACAUCAUGCAGGACCUAAGCGGUUUUGCUGAACGAAUUGAGCGCGAGUUACGGAAAAACUUGGAUGUGGAUCCGGAUGAACAAGUUGAACCUGAUGAAAGUAUUCCAUCGGAAACGGACAGUGCUAACGUGACUGAGAUGGAGUCAGCGGAUGUGAAGGAAGAGUUGUAG
Echinococcus granulosus is the source of this 2259-nucleotide messenger RNA. RefSeq names its product Endoplasmin. Gene Ontology annotation, molecular function: ATP hydrolysis activity; ATP-dependent protein folding chaperone; ATP binding. The coding region runs from base 1 to 2259 and encodes 752 amino acids. The record is from RefSeq and is a predicted model, not a curated record. Lineage: Eukaryota; Metazoa; Platyhelminthes; Cestoda; Cyclophyllidea; Taeniidae. The transcript is spliced from 7 exons. Gene Ontology annotation, biological process: protein folding.